Messenger RNA from Somion occarium, 1509 nucleotides. Lineage: Eukaryota; Fungi; Basidiomycota; Agaricomycetes; Polyporales; Cerrenaceae. The record is from the annotation of a GenBank genome assembly.
AACUUGUUGUAUUUCAGUUGUCGCGUUUCGUGAUGUAAAUUGCGGAUGGUAGAUCUGAGUUGGACCGGUUGUUUCGCAAGACUUGUGUGUUUCUUCAACGUAAAAGUACAAAUACAAAUACUGCCCUUUUCAGAAAACAUAGUUCAUAUAAAUCUGAGCCCCGUUGUGUCUUACGCACAUCUAAUAUCUGCCCCUCACGAGACCUCUUACAGACAUACACCAUAGAAACCCCUGAUCGAACAUUGUCUUUGAAGAGAAAACACUGAUUGUCAUUUGUACACUCCACACGCUUUCACCAAUGCGUCGGUGGCAAGAAAGUGAAGAAUGUCGCUUCUGUAGGUCUAUUAUAUCUGGAUGUGCCGGCGUUAGAGAACAUAUGCAGUCCCAUCUGAGGGACAAAUCUCCAGAUCCCGACGACGGCCUAUAUAAAUGCCUUUAUCAUGGCUGUCAAUAUGCGACUGAGACCGAAGAAGGAAGGCAAAAGCACCACUUGGAUGACCACGAGAAUGUCGACAUCAAAGCCUCUUCCCAUGUAGAACCUGAUCCAGCAGACCAAACAAAGCCUGUGGUCUCGUGGCUCCAAUGGGUACCUCUUGAUUGUGAGUUCGUGGAUGCCAGUGGGAAGAGGAAGGGCAAGUUUGUUCAGGAAUCCCGAGAUACGAAGAGGAGGAAGAAGAAUGCUGCCCAAGCGCAACGACCAUUCACAUCUACGGACACGGUCACUAGGGCGCCCCAUAAUGCUGCUCCUGACCCUCCAAGGGGCGGCGCUCCACCCUCUACAUCCUCUUCACCUCAGGACACCACUGCUGCAUCAGUGAGGCAGACCGAAGUGGAGCAGCAACCACGAAUACCAUGUGUAUUGGAUGAGAUUCCAGGAGUGGAAGAACCAAUACCACCCUACCCGUCACCACAUGCCCGCUACGAUAUUCCCAUGGAACUGUUGUUUUUUGCUAGCGCCUCGUCGGACUUCUCCCUUGAACGCAGCGGCUUGUGGAGGGAAGACCUGACUGAUCGCUCGAACCGACCUAUACCUGCACCGGAUGAAAUUGAUACAUUAGCUGACUUAUUCUCCUUUACGCUGUCGUUGGACACCGUCACUCGCCCUAUUGCAGCCGAGUCAUCCCCACCUCCAACAGACCAGAAGCCUGCGUUACACUCCGAAGACUCGCCAUCUGAGACCGACGUAUCAGAUACCGCUCGUUCAGGUCCAUUCAAAUUCCGGCUCCUUUUCGGCGAACAACCAAAUAUUCCCAGGUUAGGAUAUCCUGCUGUGUUUCCUCCUUGUCCAGCCCAAUCAGGCCGGCGAGGGAUAUCUGACCCUCGUCUGUCAGUUGGAUGCAAGGGAUCGCGCCGAGCGAAGAAACUUUUGAAGCGUGGAAAGACAUUACCCUCACUUUCCCAGUAAUCUGUAAUUGUUCACGAGUACCAUUCCAGUACAUACACCGUUUCGUCGACGCUGUGCUUCGCAACUUCUGGCCUUCGCAGGUUUAUAGACUUGCCUUUUAUAUC